Molecule: messenger RNA, 2226 nt
Organism: Lachancea meyersii CBS 8951
Lineage: Eukaryota; Fungi; Ascomycota; Saccharomycetes; Saccharomycetales; Saccharomycetaceae
Source: the annotation of a GenBank genome assembly
AUGCACAUUUUACUCACAAACGAUGAUGGGCCUCCAGACGCUAGAGCUUCGCCAUAUCUUCGCCAUUUCAUUCAGCAUAUUCUAAAAAGCCGUCCUGACUGGCAUCUUACCAUCUGCGUACCGGAUCAGCAGCGUUCUUGGAUUGGCAAAGCUAUUUUCGUGGGACGUGAUGUCCAUGCACGUUUUGCUUACAUGAGCAGAGAUGCGUCAGAUGACGUAAUGGUCGGCCCGUAUCUGCAGCCUCAACGGUCCGUGCAUGGAUCGUGUCUUCCAUGCAUCACGAACAAAGGCAUCGCUCCAGAUGCAGUUGAACUCUGUCUGGUCGACGGAACACCCGCAACGGCCACGGACGUUGGACUCCACCACUUGACAACUAACAAGUUCGACCUUGUGAUAUCUGGCCCCAACGUGGGACGCAACUCUUCUGCAGCGUACAUGACUUCCAGUGGGACUAUCGGGGCUGCGAUGGAAGCAGUAAUCACAGCUGGCGUCCGCUCUGUGGCUUUGUCAUGGGCCUAUUUCGAUGGAGUCAAGUACGUGGAAGACCAUAUCCUCAAAAGUGCCUCCGAACAGAGUUGUCGAGUGAUUGAGCAUUUGCGUGAAAACUGGAAUAGCGACACUCAGCUCUACAACAUCAACGUGCCUUUACUGGAGUCGCUUUCUGCAGACACAAAAGCCAUCUACACCCACGUUUUGGAGAACCAGUGGUGCUCGGUGUACAGUCGUGGGUUCGACGCAGACGCAAGCAAAACCACCAGAGCGGAAGACCAAUUUGCUGAUGUGGACUCGGAAAAUAAAGGCAUCACUUUCACUUGGCAGCCUGAUUUUAUCAAGCAGCGUGAAGCCAUAUUCGCCAGCCCGGAGGACAGUAAGAACGACGGGAGAGCGAUAGAAGCGGGCCUCAUUAGUGUAACUCCUUUGCGAGCCGUGUUUCAUCAGGUCCAGGGCUUAUUUGGAGAACUCACUCUUAAAGAGCCAAAAAAAUUGGGCAGACUCUCAGAAGCUCCGGUCGACGAAAAAAUUGCCAGCCAAAACGCAGGAUAUCUGCUCCUAACUCUUCCCUCCAGUGAGUACAUUUACCAACCUCUCACAUCCGCAAUUAAUAACAGAUUACCAAAUGUUCAAAUAGUGAAGUCUCAUCCAAAAAACGCAAAAGGCUUGAAAGUUCUUCAUUAUGGUGACUAUGAGCACAUCGACAUGGACAAACUGGUCUCAGACGGCACUUACUUCGCCAAUACCUACGUUUAUCGUAAGGCACUUAUUCGCAAACACUUCCUUGCGCACACAAUACACUCGUAUAUCGUUAAAAACCCGGAAUCAGCUCUGUCCAAAGCAUAUCUCGAGACUUUCACCAUCGAUGUGGACUACGCUGAAUUUCUAGACGAUGCCUUGGACGAAAAUUGGGAGUUGAGACAAGAACUUGAAGCGGAAGAUAAAUGGUGGAUUUUGAAACCCAGUAUGAGUGACAAAGCACAAGGCAUCAGAGUUUUCAAGACUAUUGAAGAUCUUCAAGCUGUGUUCGAUUCAUUCGACGAGGAGCCUACGGAUGAUGAGGGAGAAGCAAACCCAAACAGCAUUAUCACUUCUCAGCUGCGCCAUUUUAUUGUCCAAGAGUACAUGACCAACCCAUUUCUAAUGCCGUCUCUUCAAAACCGAAAGUUCCACAUUCGCUGUUACGUAACCUGCGUGGGAGAUCUUGAGGUUUACGUGUACGACAGAAUGCUAGCCCUGUUUGCCCCAGAGGCCUUUAAUAGUCUUACUGAUGAUUAUAAUGCUACAGAUUCAAAGCACUUGGCUUGCCACCUAACCAACACAUGUCUACAAGAGAAUAAGGAUACCAAAGAAAGUACUGUGUACGAGCUGGACGCUUUGGAGGACUUGUCCCCAAGCGAUCGGUUAAAAAUCAAAUCUCAAAUCCAUGAGAUAUCUCGUGAGCUUUUCCUGGCCGCGGUGACAACAAAUAGAAUGAACUUCCAGCCUUUACCAAAUGCUUUUGAGACAUACGGCUUGGACUUCUUGGUCGAUUCAUUUUUGAACGUGAAAAUCCUUGAAGUAAAUGCCUACCCUGAUUUCAAACAAACAGGAAACGAGUUAAAGGGUUUGAUCGAUGAGCUUUUCGAUGAGCUCACCAAAAAUUGUAUUGUGCCUCUUUUCCAGGAAGAAAAAGCCGAAUUUGAAGCCUCUAGCUUUGUUCGGGUGCUAGAUCACCAAUCCCACGAGUGGUGA